AUGAAACUCUGGGGUCCUUUGUUGAAAAUUGGUGAAUCUCAACACAGCAACAACAGAGCAUUGAAGCAAGCCGAGGGCCCUCUGCGCACAGGCCCCCGCAGGGCUGCACAGGCCGCACCCCGGGGCCGGCCUUGGCCAGCAUCUCACGGCCUGUCACACGAGGGCCCCGAGCCCUCGGGGGCUGACCUGCCCCUGGAGGAGGACAGAAACUCUCAGUUUAAAGUGGCCUCAGAUGUCUUCCAGCCCACAUCCAUCCAGGGCAGGACUAUCCACCAGAGCAUCCUCCCGCCCACAUUCACCCAGGGCCGCACAGUUCACCGGAGCAUCCCUGCCAGAUGGUCAGCCAGCUUUUCCUUGUUGCCGCCACUGGACCAAAAGGCAGAAUCUCCUUGA
Rangifer tarandus platyrhynchus (Svalbard reindeer) is the source of this 393-nucleotide messenger RNA. The record is from the annotation of a GenBank genome assembly. Lineage: Eukaryota; Metazoa; Chordata; Mammalia; Artiodactyla; Cervidae.